Messenger RNA from Cheilinus undulatus (humphead wrasse), 2118 nucleotides. Its product is annotated as 5-aminolevulinate synthase, nonspecific, mitochondrial-like. Gene Ontology annotation, molecular function: 5-aminolevulinate synthase activity; pyridoxal phosphate binding. Gene Ontology annotation, cellular component: mitochondrial matrix; mitochondrion. The record is from RefSeq and is a predicted model, not a curated record. Lineage: Eukaryota; Metazoa; Chordata; Actinopteri; Labriformes; Labridae. The coding region runs from base 149 to 1990 and encodes 613 amino acids. The transcript is spliced from 12 exons. Gene Ontology annotation, biological process: heme biosynthetic process; hemoglobin biosynthetic process; erythrocyte development.
UGUCUCCAGAUAACCACCGAGGUGCACGAGACAGAGACCCGUUUCAUUAUACAGGCUGUAUCAGGUUGCUGGACAGGUUCUUGAAUGGCCUUCCCUUUCCCACUUGUCAAGGACAGCUGACUUCAGAGCAGGGUUGAGAGCAUCUCAUAUGGACACAGUGAUUCGCCGGUGCCCUUUCCUUACUGCUGUGCCCAGUGUGUGCCUGCAGCUGGCUGGGAAGUCGUCGCUGGUGAGCUAUGCCCAAAAAUGCCCGGUGAUGAUGGAUCUGGCCACCAGACCUCUGGCCAGAGCUCUGUCCUCUUCAGCUUCUGCAUCCAAAGGCACUCCAACAAAUGAUGAUCAGAAGUGUGGAGUCAAGCUGCCCUCAGGUCAUGUUCCCCCUCCUGCUUGCUGGCCUGCAGGCUCAAAAUGUCCUUUCCUGGCUGCAGAAAUGGUGCAGAACAAUAACAGGGUAGUAAAGGAGGUCAGCACGGAGCUGCAAGAGGACGUCCAAGGAGUGCAUUCUAUCUGCACAGGGAAAACAGAUGUGGAAAUUUCAGUUGUGGAUCUUAUUGAGGCAGACAAGGCCAACAUAAGAGCUCCAAAAGAUUAUUGUAAACCCAAAUCCAGUGAAGUGUCUCACCUGCUAAAAGAUAAUCUGCCUAAGGCUGUAACCUUCAAGUAUGACAAGUUUUUUGAAAAGAAGAUUGAGAGCAAGAAGACAGAUCACACGUACAGAGUUUUUAAGACAGUGAACCGGCGCGCUCUGUCGUUCCCCAUGGCAGACGACUACUCAGAGUCUCUUCACGUGAAGAGAGAUGUGUCUGUGUGGUGCAGUAACGACUAUCUGGGCAUGAGCCGUCACCCUAAAGUCACGCAGGCUAUCAUGGACACUCUGCGAAAACACGGUGCUGGUGCAGGAGGGACACGAAACAUUUCAGGGACAAGCAAAUUCCAUGUGGAGCUCGAACAUGAGCUGGCUGACCUACAUGGAAAAGAUGCUGCACUGCUCUUUACUUCCUGCUUUGUAGCAAAUGACUCCACAUUGUUUACAUUGGCAAAAAUGCUACCAGGUUGUGAAAUCUACUCCGAUGCUGGAAACCAUGCCUCAAUGAUUCAGGGUAUAAGAAACAGCGGGGUCAAGAAAUUUAUCUUUCGUCACAAUGAUGUGAACCACUUACGAGAACUGCUUGAGAAAUCUGACCCCUCCACUCCAAAGAUUGUUGCUUUUGAGACAGUCCACUCCAUGGAUGGUGCAGUGUGUCCCCUAGAAGAGAUGUGUGACAUUGCUCACAAGUUUGGGGCCAUAACCUUUGUGGACGAGGUUCAUGCUGUGGGCCUGUAUGGGUCCAGAGGAGGAGGGAUUGGGGACAGAGACAGAGUCAUGCACAAGAUGGACAUCAUCUCUGGUACCCUUGGCAAAGCAUUUGGCUGUGUGGGUGGCUACAUCGCCAGCACUAGCGCCCUUGUGGACACGGUGCGCUCCUACGCUGCAGGCUUCAUCUUUACCACCUCUCUGCCCCCGAUGCUGCUGGCAGGGGCGAGGGAGUCUAUCAAAGUCCUAAAGAGUGAGGAGGGUGGAGUGCUCAGGAGGAAACAUCAGAGGAGCGUUAAGCUGCUCAGACAAAUGCUAAUGGACUCUGGACUUCCUGUUGUCCCCUGCCCGAGCCACAUCAUUCCUGUACAGGUGUCAGAUGCAGAGAAAAAUACAGAGAUCUGUGACAUCAUGAUGGCUCGUUACAACAUCUAUGUCCAGGCAAUCAACUAUCCAACUGUGGCAAAAGGAGAAGAGCUACUUCGCAUCGCCCCCACACCACUUCAUACACCCCAAAUGAUGAACUACUUUGUCGACCGGCUAGUGAAGACGUGGAAGGAGGUUGGUUUGGAGCUGAGAUCACACUCCUCAGCAGAGUGCAACUUCUGCCAGCAGCCUCUUCACUUUGAGUUGAUGAGCGAGAGGGAGAAGUCGUACUUCAGAGGCCUCAGUCACCCCAUAUCUGCUGUAGCUUGAUGUUGAGUGAAACACUAAAUCCUUUACUAGCCUACCUCAUCCUAUCUUAGUUAUUUAUUGAUUGAAUUCAAGUAUGUUGAUUGUUCUGAAUGCACAUUUCGAGUAAUAAAUGUGUCGGUAUGGUGCUA